Cyprinodon tularosa is the source of this 1151-nucleotide messenger RNA. RefSeq lists its product as uncharacterized. Bases 310 to 936 code for a protein of 208 amino acids. The transcript has 3 exons. The record is from RefSeq and is a predicted model, not a curated record. Lineage: Eukaryota; Metazoa; Chordata; Actinopteri; Cyprinodontiformes; Cyprinodontidae.
UUGUGUCUGCCUGUGUAUGUUGUAUUUGUUUAUCUGGGCAGUGAGCUGAAGUGAAACCAGAGCACACAGAUGAUGGAUAGUGAGUGGAUGAGUUGGUCUUUUCGCUUUCUGUAAUUCACCAGGAACUCCCAGCUUUGGGUCUGGACUUCUAGCAUAACAGCACCUUAGCCUCUGUGGCUUCAAACCAAAGACCCUGAUAUAACCCCAGCAGAGAAGAAGACGUAGUGAGAAAGUCAGGACGACGGUUCAGAGCAGCUCUUGAGGCGCUCUCCAUUACGCCACACAGACCUCCUGAGCAACCUUAGAAAGAUGAAAACCUCCCUGAUUGUCCUGUUUCUGGUGCUGCACCGAACUGCUGAGGCGGACCAAGAUCCUUCAACUACAACCAUGUACUUACUGGCAUCCGAAAACCUGACUGACACACCAACAUUUAUAACGGAUCCCUCCUUCACGACUGCUUUUCAACAAAACCCAAAUGAUGGCACCAAUACUACAGGUGGAAAGUGUUUAAUUGACUCCAAGAUGGGCCCGAUUGCUAUUGGUUCAGCAGCAGGGUUCAUCAUCUGCCUUCUGAUUACCAUAUCAGUGCUUGCAUGCCAAAUCUGGGUCCUCCAGCGCCGGGUGUACAUCCCUGGAACCCACCGUUCCAACACAGACAUGAUGGGUGGUGCCCACUACUGGGGACCAGAUCAGACGGAGAUAGAAGGGCUGGUUGGCCCUUGUGAUACCACCGUUAUACUUGAGGAGGUGAUGACAGACGACCAUACUCAGAGUGAGAUACAAGAUGCCUUGGAGGAAGCUGGGGCAGGUAUCCAGGAAGGAGGAACAACUUGUUCUGAUCCUGGAGAAAAGAACAUUCAGUUCCAGAGCUCCAGCUCCAGGGAUUCCUGUGUGGUGCUUCCAAAGGAUUUAGAAGACAUGCCUCUUGUUGUAUGAGACGGUAACCCACGUCUGUCACCAUGGCGCAAACAACCAAAUCCGUCAGAUUAUCUUUCCUAAUGUGAUUUUAGAAACUAAAGUUCUUGUAAAACUUAAUCUGGAAGUAUUUCUUAAACUUUUAAAUUUUUUCACUUAAACAAAAAGCAAAAAAAAUAAGUGAACUUUAAUAAUGGAUGAAAAUUGUUUAGUUUUAGAAACAGUCAAAACCUUUU